Blastomyces dermatitidis ER-3 is the source of this 219-nucleotide messenger RNA. RefSeq lists its product as uncharacterized. NCBI's taxonomy places the organism in Eukaryota, Fungi, Ascomycota, Eurotiomycetes, Onygenales, Ajellomycetaceae. The coding region runs from base 1 to 219 and encodes 72 amino acids. The record is from RefSeq and is a predicted model, not a curated record. The transcript has a single exon.
AUGACAGACGAGGAGCUGGGGCUGGAUACCUUCAUCACACGGGAUGGUAGCGGUGCCAACAAGAUCACUGUUGAGAGCAUAAGUGGUGAGGAGACAGUUGUGCAGCUGAACCCGAAGCUGCUCAGCUAUCAGAGCGCCAUCAUGUGUCAGGGUACAUUGUACGGUUCGCCUACUGAGCUUUUGAAGUCCCUCCGCGACGCGAUCAAGGCGCAUCGGUGA